CGUGCGUGUGCAUCUGCUUAGGACAGAUAAAACAACGUGUUCAUGUAUACUGCUGCAGCGCUACGAAUCAGGAGAGGUUCGGCAGGUGCUGGUCACGAAAUCAUGAGAGGAAGUCCUCGACGCCAUGCCCUCCUUGUACCUUCCAAAUGUAAAGACAAAGAACCCUCCACCGUAAUAAAAGAGUUGACGCACCGUAUGUUUACCAUGAUAUCAGAUGAUGAAGAGAGUAGAACCGUUUUUCGGGGCAUGAAAAAAAGCAAAUAAAUAACCAAGGUAGAAAAAUUUUUAAAUUCAAACCAUUCAAUAAGAAGAUGCGUACCCCAAAAGUGCUAUCCUGUGCAGAAACAGACCCGCGCCACGCUUGUCAUGUUGCAAGUUUAAGGGACAUGCUCGGAACGUCAUCUCUGAUGUGCAGCGCCAUGUGAAGAGCAGUCAGUCUGUUGUCUACUGUUUUCGUUGUCCCCUACGAUAAUUAAAUUUUGCUGCUCGAAGGGACAAUAAGGACGUGGAUUCACGAUGCGCCUGCCGCACUAGCGAACGACAGUUGAUGCGCUGCGAAUCCAAUCACACACUUGUCAUGCGCAACAGCCAAUGUAAGGUCUGGGUCUCCAGCUCCAGUUGCAUUAACAAGCUGAACAAUUACCACACUGGUCAUGGUAAAUCUUGCCGAAUUGCGUGGUUAGGGUGUUUUUGCACGGGACAAGUGGUAGUCUUCGACUUGGACAAUUGUUGCUGGGAUCCGGAAAUGUACCAAAUGUCGCACGGCUCUCCCUUAUGCGUUGCACAUACAUGAACAUGAUGCGCAUGUUCCGGAAGGUUCAAGAAGACCGGUGCUUGUAGUGAAAGUGCAAAAAUCUGGUCUGGCAUAAUAUGCAAUGCAGCUAGCUCUUCCUGCAUAGAUAUACAUGCCUCUAAGAUAAAAUGCAACUGGGCUGCUGGUGGUAGCCAGCCGUUUAUAGGGUGCGGUACUACGCUUAUUAAGACAGAAUUCGGACGAACUGUUGUCAUUGCUCAUCUGCACUAAGGAUGCACAAGUAGAAGUCUGAAUCUAUGACAACUACAACUUUCCAGACCCUGCCGACGUCAGCACAUUUGCAGUCGAUAUCUGUUCACCCACGAUCCCAGCACCAACACAUGCAGGAGUCAGCACGCGAGGGGCGAAACGGUCCGUCUCUUGGGCGACGUGGCGGAGAUCUGGGGGUUAUGAACUGCAAAAGUAUCGUACUCGUAUAAAUGCAUUACAAAUUUCCUCAGCAUGAGAGAGAAAAUUUGUAAUGCGGAUUUCCCUUAAGAAUAUAGAUUUGUAAUGCAAGACUUGCAUUUAUACGAAUACGAUACUUUUGCACAGGAUAGGGGUUUCUGCGUUACAACGGCACUCUAUGGAUGUGUCAGAGUUGAAAUCGACCAAGUUGAAAUAAUUUGUCAUGCAUAAAAUGGAUGCCAGUUCUUGGAACCCAGUUUUCAAGUGGCGCGUGACAAAUUUCGGCGGUCCCUAAAUCCAGUUUGUCAUGCUGUUUAGGCAAAGAAGAGCGAUUUUGAUUUUCUCAUGCUAUUUUAGCAGCUCGAGCUGUAUUAACCCCAAACAGGCUCACGGUCGGCCUCACUUGCCUGCUCUGCUUGCAACACACGUACCUCGGCUCAUGCAUUUUAUGCAUGACAAAUUAUUUCAUGUGCCCGAGGAUGAUGGUGAUGGCUUCGGUCCGCCUGACUCCACGACCUGGUGGCCGAACCAUCUGCGGUGAGGUGCCCUUACAGGUUGUGUAGUGGUUUCGGUCGGUUUAGCAUGACAAAUUAUUUCAACUUUGACAAUUUCAAUCCUGACGCUUCCAUACACUCUGCGGGAGUACUGGACCCACGUCCUCGGGAGGGGGGACAACCUUGUGUACGGGCAAAAGGAGGAGCCUGGUGGCCCUCCUCUUACGCAUAUUAACCCCAAAAGUCGUGGAACUGGAACGACCACAAUGUCCACGGGAGCAUCAAACACGAGUCACCACAGCCCGUUUCUGGACGUAAACUUCCGCCAAAGCGGCACGCGCAUCGCCAUAGCGAGCUGCUGCGACGAACCGGACCGGGCGCGCGAACUGCUCGGCAAGUUCCGAAUUAUAUCCUAGAGAAAAGCAAACGCAUACCAGAUAAAAUUGUAUUGCUAUCUAUCUUUGUGUUUUUUUAUCUUCAUGUUCAUGAUGGUGUGAAAAUGAGAAACUCUGUGAUGUCGCAAUAGGGAAGAGAGUGUGUGAUGCAGGAUGGAGAUCGUGAUGCGGACAAUGAAGCAGAGAGGCAGAUGCAAGAAUAUUUGUUGUGAUUCUGAACCGAAAAAAGUCUCUUUUUUGUUUACAUAGAAAACUGCAUCACAAAGGCGGCAAGGUCGGCUUAUGUUGUACAAGCUUAUUUCUCUUGGCGGAUAAGUCCGCAACGUGAACAGGAGCAGCAGCCCAGCCGGGGGCCUCGAGCAGGCCGACCCGUCGACAGGGACUCUGAGGAUGUCUGGGCUGAAGCGGCAAAUGACAGAGAUUCGCGGGGUAUCCACUGAAUAAAAUAUGUUGGGGUCCGGAUCCGGAAGAACGCAGAAGUUUGUCACGCAGCUUUUUCAACAUACCCCGCGAGGUCUGGAAUCAAAGCCAAAUCUAAUCAGCAUAUUAACAGAUUAGGCCAAUGCUUCUCCAUGCCUAUAAUUCCGCAUGGUAAAUCUUUUGUUCUGCGCUACAUCCACCUGGGUGGAGUUAUCCAUCUCGGGGCAUCGGCGCAGGGUAAAUCUGUUCUAGCCCCCAGGCAUUGGAAGAGACUAAAUCUGUGUAACGCCCACCCGCCUCCAGGAGGAAUCGAACUACUCUUCUUAUCAGUAAAUGGCUUGUCAUCUUCGCAACCGCAUUGUGCUGGAUACUACUGAUUAGCAUGGCGAUAGUUGGACAGCUUUUGUUGUUCAUGCAACACGAAAAAUUUGUCUGUCAGCCAGAUCUACACUUAGCAUGAGACCCAGACCAAUACAUAUAUUUUUUUUUGCAAUGCAUACGGAGGCAAGAGGACGAAGACCCCCGGAACGAGCGAGGGGGAGACCUUAAUAGAACAGCAGGAGACUAUGCGGGACGCGGUCAGCUACGUGCAGAUUCACUACGGCGCCAAGACCCAGCAUCUGUCGCAAAUACAGAAACAGUCUGGAGAGGACUACGAGGACAUGAUUUUUUUCGAUGACCAGAGCGGUCACAUACGAAACGUCGGCAAUCUGGGUGUAGUUGCAGUGCACACACCACGGGGCGGCGUCACCUGGGCGCAUUUCUUUCAAGCGCUCUCCGCUUUUCAUUGA
Messenger RNA from Amoebophrya sp. A120, 3301 nucleotides. The record is from the annotation of a GenBank genome assembly. NCBI's taxonomy places the organism in Eukaryota, Dinophyceae, Syndiniales, Amoebophryaceae.